Molecule: messenger RNA, 2979 nt
Organism: Nakaseomyces glabratus
Lineage: Eukaryota; Fungi; Ascomycota; Saccharomycetes; Saccharomycetales; Saccharomycetaceae
Gene: AWP12
Product: beta strand repeat-containing protein
Source: RefSeq, a predicted model, not a curated record
AUGAAAGGGAUAUUUAUUUGCCUGUGGAUAUUGCUACUAAGGCAUACACUUUCCGCUGAUACAGGUAUCUCAAAUGACAAUAACAUACAUAUAUUUACUAAUGAUGAUCCCAAAUAUGAGCAUACUGGUGAUAUUGGUUCCCCUACCAUUGCCUGGUAUAUGGUUGAUGGACCCAACCUAAAGGAAAUAACUUAUAACGGUAAUGUCCAAUUAGACUCUUACUUUUUACUUAAAGCAACUGAGGGUAAUACGGGGUACCAGUUCAACUAUCAUGGUGGUUCAUUUGAAGUUGGUGGGGGACAGGGUAUUUUCAACGAGUUAGCAAGUGGUCCAACUAUUGUGAAUAUGCAGGGCGAUUCCUUUAAUGGUAAAGGUACAUCAAAUUAUACUGCCGGUGUUCGUGAAGGGAGCACUAUAUACAUGGACUUUACAAAUUAUUACACCCAGGACAGCUAUAUCGAGAACUUUCAAUCAGUGACAUAUUCAGCUACUACCAAUGCAACAAUAGAUAAGUACAUCCUAAUCAACACCGACGUUUAUAUACUAGGCCCUGUUCUUCUCUCCCCUACUUACUAUGACUCCCCUGUUUUACACAAGUCAAACAUAUGGCUAGACUCACCGGAUAUUGCUGACAUUUCUGGAUCCAAUUUCCAAUUCGGUGGGGAGGGAAAUAGCGGGUUAUACAUUAAAGAUAGUGCUGCAACCAAAGACAAAGAAAUAAAACUGUCAGACAGCUUUUUAGACUCAAACAAUACGAUUGCUUUUGAUACCCCAAUACAAUCUCUAAACUGGUUACAUACCGGUCUUUUUCCUGGAAGGUCCGGAAUUCUAGUAGUUCAUACUACAAAGAAUACGUAUAAUAUCUCAUUUCGCGCACUAGGACACCAUUAUUGUCUAACUGAUAAAAAUUUUAAGAUCACAAAGACAGAUGUAAAUCAUAAUGGAACAUCCAUCGAAAUGUUCCAGGUAACUUACGAUCCCACAUCUAAUGUCCAAUGCCCUCCACCAUAUACCGUAACGCAAGAAUACAAUAUAAUACCAACUAAUUGCUUUGUAGAAGAUAUCUGGGUAAUAUCCUUUAUUGGAACAACGAGUAUUUCAUACAUCGAAGAAACGAUGAUAACAAUAUGCAAAAAAGAAGAUUACACCACGACGAUCGACAAGGGCAACGGCGACUUCGAGACAGACCUCGUCUCCCACAUCACCACCAAGGACUCCAACGGCAACCCUACCACCAUCGUCACCACCAUCCCAUUGACCAAGCCCAGCGGCGAGGCCGACUACACCACGACGAUCGACAAGGGCAACGGCGACUUCGAGACAGACCUCGUCUCCCACAUCACCACCAAGGACUCCAACGGCAACCCUACCACCAUCGUCACCACCAUCCCAUUGACCAAGCCCAGCGGCGAGGCCGACUACACCACGACGAUCGACAAGGGCAACGGCGACUUCGAGACAGACCUCGUCUCCCACAUCACCACCAAGGACUCCAACGGCAACCCUACCACCAUCGUCACCACCAUCCCAUUGACCAAGCCCAGCGGCGAGGCCGACUACACCACGACGAUCGACAAGGGCAACGGCGACUUCGAGACAGACCUCGUCUCCCACAUCACCACCAAGGACUCCAACGGCAACCCUACCACCAUCGUCACCACCAUCCCAUUGACCAAGCCCAGCGGCGAGGCCGACUACACCACGACGAUCGACAAGGGCAACGGCGACUUCGAGACAGACCUCGUCUCCCACAUCACCACCAAGGACUCCAACGGCAAGCCUACCACGAUUAUAACAACUGUGACUCUAGUAGAAGAACCAGUUUACACAGCUGUGUUUGUUUCUGAUGGUCACACGAUCACAGCUGUUGUUUCUCAUGUUACAACUACCAAUGAUAUCGGUCAGACGGUCACCACUACUGUGACCGUUAUUUCAUAUGAUCAAGUAGGUGAAGGUGUAUACACUUCUGCUCCUGCUUACUCUCAGCCCCCAGUAACUACGACAACUGUGAGUGCAGACACUACUACCGCCACUGUUGUAAUUUCGUACUUCCCAUCUAUUGGCGUCGAUGGAGUCACCAGGACAGGUACAACAACCGUCUCCACGGUAUCUGUCGGAGGUGAAGCCGACUACACUACAACAGUCGACAGGGGCAAUGGCAGUAUCGAAACUGAUGUCAUUUCGCAUAUCACCACUACCGACUCCAAUGGUAAUCCUACAACAAUAACCACCACGAUCACCAAUGCACCUGCACCUUCGAUUUCUAAAGCAAAUAUUGGGUCUGACUACACCACCACCGUGGUUUCGAACGGUCACACGUUCACCGAGGUUGUAUCCCAUAGCACAGGUACUGAUGAGCACGGUCACACAAUUGUUUCUACAGUAACGCAAACCGUAGGUGUCCAGAGUCAUGGCAGCACUGUCUCAAGUGCAGCACCUGCCUCAACAGUAUCCGGUGCAGAGUCUAAUGCUCCUGGAACAGCAGGUGUAGGUGGUAUUGUCAACUCUCAGAAACCUCAGUCACAAAAUGUGGCUGGUCAAGGGUCUGGCAACGAAAAGCCAACACAAGCUGCUGGCACAGCCGGUGGUAGUCGCUCUGGAUCUGGAUCUGGCUCUGGCUCUGGGUCAGUGCACCAAUCGGCAGGCAAUAUUGUACCAUCUGGAUCUCCAUCUGUUCAGAGUGCAAAGGGUACUGCAUCGCCAGUCAGUGGUAUUCAUGGUAGCCAAACACCACACUCUGUACCUUCACAAGCUCAACAACAAGGACAAGGACAAGGCCAAGGACAAGCACCAUCGUCACGUCAACAGGCUGCCACGACUGUUCUAUUAUCAUCUGGUUCCUCUGUUGACAACAUCGGCAGUGGAUUCAGCAGCACGCAAACAGCUUCUGUCCUACAGGGUAAGGGUGCUUCGAUUAGAGUUGCUUCUUCCAGUAUUGUAUUCUCAAUGAUUGUAGUAAUAGUUUUCGGUAUGAUCUAA